This is a messenger RNA of Etheostoma spectabile (orangethroat darter), 1947 nucleotides long. RefSeq names its product methyltransferase-like protein 24. The transcript is spliced from 5 exons. The record is from RefSeq and is a predicted model, not a curated record. Lineage: Eukaryota; Metazoa; Chordata; Actinopteri; Perciformes; Percidae. Bases 341 to 1480 code for a protein of 379 amino acids.
AAAACCAUUAUCUUAACUGGAGUCUCUUAGCCUAGUAUUUGUUGUAACAACACGAGAAUGUAAACGGGACUUUUAACCAGCAUUUACGUCAAUUUAAAUAUGUAUGAGUUACUUAUGUGCUAAAUAAAGCAGCAGUCACUGUGUCAAUAAGGCCACCGUCGACCGAGGAAUGCGCUUCGUCAUAACAAGUUUUCCCUGGGGGUAAGAAGAAGAAGGAGGUCGGGGAGGGAAUAGGAGGAGGUUUGUUCUCAGCAGGGACUUUCCUCAUUUGCCCUCCAAAAAAAGUUGAAUCACAGGGCACCGUGCCGGAGAUGUUACCCGGUGUCGCCACGGAGGAGAUAUGCGGGCCUGUGCGCUGCGGUGGGGCCGCGGUGGUCUAUCCCUCCGUUCGGGAGUACUACUACUUAUUUUAAUCCCACCGGUUCUCCUAGCGCUCCAGCUCCUUGUCGUCGGGCCACGGUUACCCCGAGGCGCAAGGGCGGGGGCGGAGGAACAAGGAAUUGCCUUUUCGGUUAUCAGCAUUGAACCGGAGAGGAACUCGCGCCAACAGGAAUCCCCGUCCCGGCGUCCGGGUCUGAAGGAGGAAGAAGAGGAGGUAGAGGUGGAAGAUGCGGAGAGAAGGGAGGAAGCACGCGCCUAUGAGGAUGAGAACGAGAUGCACUCGCGCCAGAUGGGACCCACAACACUGGAAGUCCAGCCCUGGGCGACAGACAAGCCGUCCUUUGCAGCAGAACUCAAACGUAUCAUCACAUACAUCACCAGGCCACAGCUGAACUGCUCCAGGGUUUUGUCUCCAGGCCAGGCUCAGGCAUCACAGCCCCCUGCAGAUUCACCCCACUGGCUGCUGUGUGCGGAGGACUGGCUCCUUCCAGCUGCAGAUGGACUGUGUGUUGCCUACUCCUUUAGUAUGGAUGGGGGUGAUGCAGACUUUCUAAAGACUGUGUUAGGGCUGGGAUGUGAAGUCCACAGUUUUGAUCCCAGCAACUCCAAUGCAUCUGGUGGUCACCUUGGCAAUAGUUUGGCCAAUAACCAUGGUAAUGGAGGCGUGGUCAGCCAGCACAAGAUGUGGCUGGAGUGGCGAGCUCCAAGGAAGCGCAAGCAGAAAACAAGAGGCAACUUGGGUAGUGUUUCUCAAACACUGGCAGACAUCAUGGCAGCUCUAGGACAUCACACAGUUCACUUCCUGUAUGCUGACCUGCUAAGUGCUGAGUGGAGAGUUUUCCAGAACUUGAUUGAGUUGGGAACUCUGCAGAGUGUCCAUCAUCUGGUUGCCACAGUGCACCUGCAAUGGGCAGGGUUUGAGGUGGGCGGAACCAAUGAGGAAGUGCUCCGCUAUUGGUUCAGUGUCCUACUGGGUUUCCAAGCUUCUGGACUCAAGCUGGUCCACAGCUUUGCAGGAGAGGGUCACAGUGUCCUAAAACAGACAGUAGCAAAUGUUCACAGCUCCUACACACUCAGCUGGGCCAACACAAGACGAUGACGGUCACCGAUGAUUAUCGGUGUGGAUCUAUCAUGAUUUUGAUAUUGUAUUAGAAAAAAAGUGGACAAAAAAGUGGGAGACGAGCAACAGGUCCGCGCUGUUUAUAUGUAGUGUCUGCGGAUGUAUUUGAAGCCUGUGCUGGACGCAAGGGGGGGAAAGAAAAUCUUUUCGACUGCGCAUGCACAAAGGGAUAGGACCCAGUAGCGUAGCCUUAGAAGGUGAAGCCUAUACGAAAUGGAACAGUUUUUGUGUACAUUGCUGUAGGCCUUAAAGUUCUUUUAUGUGCAAUAAUUAUAUACAUUGAAGAGAAGAUUAAAUUAUAUUGAGACUAAUGCCUAGUGUGAAAUAUGCAGAAAUGCGUUCAUUGUACUGAUGCAUUUUUGCACUCCACUGUCUACUGUAUGACAAAGAAGAAAACAAUGAAACUGUGUUAUAAAUGUGCAUUAAUGCCAAAAUAAAAUACCAAA